Messenger RNA from Homarus americanus (American lobster), 9764 nucleotides. Its product is annotated as aurora kinase-like. Gene Ontology annotation, molecular function: ATP binding; protein kinase activity. The record is from RefSeq and is a predicted model, not a curated record. Gene Ontology annotation, biological process: mitotic spindle organization; protein phosphorylation; regulation of cytokinesis. Gene Ontology annotation, cellular component: spindle microtubule; spindle pole centrosome; chromosome passenger complex. The transcript has 10 exons. Lineage: Eukaryota; Metazoa; Arthropoda; Malacostraca; Decapoda; Nephropidae. The coding region runs from base 6115 to 7101 and encodes 328 amino acids.
GUUAUCAGCUGAUGAGGUAAACAAGGGAGAUCUGUAACCAAGCGCCCGGCACGUGAAGAAUUAAUAGGUUCCUGCUUAAUCGUGGAGCAGGUGUGAGUGAGCCAGCAUGACUCAGAGUGCAGUGAACGGUACAUCAUCCAUCAACAGCGUGGAGGAUGAAUUCAGGUUCUCUACAGACCUCAGUCUAGAAGACAUUCGCUCUGAUCAACAUAAGUUUUGUGAGGAGCGUAACUGGUUACAGCACCACCCUCCUCGUAAUGUUCUGCUGGCCAUGGUGGGGGAAGUUGGAGAACUGUCUGAGCUCUUCCAGUGGCGUGGUGAGGUAACAAGAGGACUGCCAGAGUUCACAUCUCCUGAGAAGGUGCGAGUGGGAGAAGAGUUGAGCGACGUGUUGAUCUACCUAGUGGACCUUGCAGAACAGUGCCACAUUGACCUCCCAACAGCUGUUAGAGACAAAAUGAAGAAAAAUGCCCUCAAAUACCCAGUCCAGAGGGUGAGCGGGAAAACUGAUAAGUACAGCAGUUAUCCCGAAAGCAAGCAAGAGACGAGUGAUGUGGGGGACAUACAGCGGGAGAGGGAGGAAGCAGACGGCAGCGAAUAACUCACUCUUUGAAUUUGCAUUAUCACUCAUUUGUCUAGAUUCUCAUUAGUUUAUAAUUUUUACACAUGUAUUUUUUUACUUUCUUUCAUAAGGUUAAGUGUGUAAGAUAAGCAAAAUAUGAAAGCCUGAACAAAACGAAUGGAUGACAUGUUGUAAGUGUAGGAGUGGUUAGUUGUGGUGUCUACUGAAGUAAUCCUCAUCACUUAUUACCUCACUACAUUAUAUAUAAGCUGAUGGGUUGUAUGUUUUGAGGUGGAGGAAGGUGAAGACGUAAAAGGUCAGUAACGAAUCUUAAAGAAUACACAGAGCAUUUCUUUGUCAUUCAUACAAGUCUUGAAGAAGCUCUUUUUUUUUUCCCUGCUAAUGAUACAGAUUGAUUGGACAGGUGAUGAUCUUCAUAGCACUCAGUAGCUAGUGGGUUACACCACCCCCUUGGUAGGUUGCUGAGCCUCUGAAGGGUUGUUCCACCAUCAUGCAUGAUAGUGUACUGUACUCAUUUAUGGUAUUGCUAAGUGUACAAAGGCUGGCCCUGUGUACAUGCAGGAGUGUACUGUACUAAUUUAACACAAAAUGCACAAAGGCCCCUGUACAAAGAAGAACCGUAUCCCAGUUCUCCUCUCAGGUGGUCAGAAAUCAAAACCAUUAUCAUAACCCACUAGGCACUUGCUGUACCAACUGAGGUUUGUGCAUUAUAGUACACGUAUCUUUAUUUCCUUUCAAUGUUUUAGGCAUGGAUGCAAGAACUUCACCUCCUUAUACACUCGCUCCAAAGAGUAUCAUUGCGAUUUUCUGUUAGACAAUAUGACACAAUGGAUGAAGGAUUUUGACAACCCUAUCGAGAUAACAGUAGUCGCGGUGUUCAUUUUGAAAUUCAUUGGACCCCUCCGUAAAGAUUCUUUUUUGGAGCGAAUGUAUACAUACAUACUCAUACAUUCCUUAAAGAUAAAUAAUGUAACCUAGCUAUUUUCCUGUGUUGAUUUAUUGAAAUUUCAUGAGUAUUGUGCUUUGAUGCUUUAUAUUGUAUUACAGGUAAUCUAAAUAGGAAUAAUACUAUAUCCUGAUUUUUUUUAGAUAUGUCGGUCAGUAGAAAUGUGAAUUACCUUCAAGUGAUAAAAUUUGACUAUAUAAAGUUCAGAGUAUCACUGGAGGGGAAAUAGUUCACAAGUUUAAGAGUUAAUCUUGGUUGUGGGAUUAUGAAGAGCAAAAGGGGGAUUGAACAAAGGUGUUAAUUGAGGGGGGGAAAAACAUAGUUGCAGAAAUUAAAGUUGUGAUAGUUCAAGAUUUUAUCAUGUUAGGGUUUAGAUAAAUGGACAGUAUGGACACAACAAAAUGAAAUGAUCUUUUAAUAAUAAUUUAAAUCAUGAGGGAAGAUCAGCCUUUGUAAAACGGCUAAUUCGAUGAAAGAAGUGUUUGUGAGAAGUCCUCCUAAUAUGGGCAGUUGGCUCUUAAGAUAUUUAGUGAGGGAUGAUAGCAAUAAUUUGUUUCUUUCGUAUUGUUUCCUGUAACAAUGGCAGCUCCUGAGGUGGGUAGAAUUGUGUUAAUCAACUACCCACGACAAUAUUUGGCUUCCUGUGAUCUUAGGUAAUACCGUACCUCAUCUAUCACAUGUGUUGGAUUUUUUUAAUUGACUACCAAAUUAUUGUCUUUCGAUAACCUGUGCUGUAGUGUGUGUUUGCUCAUUGUAUAGAGUCAGAGUUUUCAUUUGGAUCUCUGCUCACAACACUGAAUGCUUCCUUUAACAUCUACAGUAGGUGAAUUCAGUUGGGUUUUAGAAACAAAAUUUUAAUUUACAAGUAACAAAAAUUUUAUUAACCAAGCCAAAAUUAGUUUCAUAAGAUGUUGUGGUUUUAUUUCAUUGCUGAGAAUAUUUAUAUUUAUCACAUCUACCACUUAUCAGUUUACUAAUCCUUUAGGCAGUCAGUUGUUCUUUGUUACUUUGUUUUGACUUUCAUUGUCUGGUGUUAGUGCAGGAGGAAACCAGAGUGCCCAGAGAAAACUUGCCGUGGUUGGUAGUAUCACCCUGGAUAACACCCGUUAUUGUAAUAUUUUCUUUUUGUUUACUGGCUUUUAGUUAGUUAACAGCAGCCCAUUCACUUCCAGCCUCUUCAUUGCCCGUUUGGCCAAAGUUUAAGUGACUAAAAUUAUAAACAACCACCACCUUUGGGUCUGCUGCCUAACCUAGAUAUUUAGUGAAAAUCUUAGAGGAAAUAAAUUUUCUUGCUUUAGCAUUUACAGAGAAAACUGUGUGUGUUUACAUUCAGUUAAAUCUAAUAUGCACAGUAAAAAAAGAGUUUAUCAAGUGUAAUAAAGUCAUAGACAAAAAUAGAGCUUAAUCAGUGGUGCUAAUUAGUGGCAAGAACACAUUAGACUUUGAAAUAUAUCAUUGUUUGAAGAUAUUCUCUCACUUAAAAAGCCAAACCAAAGUGAUGUUGUGUGUGUAUAGUAUUGUGUCCUAUCAGCCUUAAUCUGUUCCCAAAGAAACUGACAUCAGUUCUUGGAUCUUAACUCACACUGAGUAGAAACCUUUGUAUCAUAUGUUGAAGUUUUUGUUUUCCCCCAGAGCUGAUGACCACAAACUUGGUAUACUGUAAUAUGUAUUCCAUUAAGCCUCAGAAUGUCAUAUUAGGAUUAGUAUUGUACCCUGUAAGCGAAGUGCCAAGUCACUGAUGUUGUGAAGAAUGGACCAGUCACUUGGUAGAGUGAAGUAUUGUGCUGACACCCAUCAGGAAUAAUGGAUUAAAACUGCCAUGACGAUGCUGUUGACUAUAAGACUGGUCACAGAGGUAGACUAGCCAUAGGCACACUAUCCAUAGACAGAGGCUAGCAACAAAGGCAGGCUAGCCAUAGGCAGGCUGGCCACAGAGGCAAACAAGCAGGUAUGCUGGUCAGGGGGAGGCUAACUAUAAGUAGGCAGGCUGGUCAUAGAAGCAGGUUAGCCAUGGGUGGGCAGGCUGGCCAAAGAAUGAUUCAUAAUUCUCCACUGCCUGAAAUAUAUUUCUUACAUUGCCAUGUGUAUUAUUGAUGUACAGUACUGUAUAGCUGAUGAAUCAUAAUCAUACUUCAAUGUUGGCAUCAAGAUUGUAAAUUAUGAAUAAUUCAUUUAUUUUCCAUUUACUAACAACGCAUUACUUCGAAUAUAAACUUGCCCUUCCAUAACACUUCAUAUCUGUACUGAUGAACUUUAAGUGGAAAAUAUGAAUGACUUGUAAAUAUAGUGAAAAUUUAGUAUCCAAUUGUAUGGUUGAAACUAAUGAAUGGCAUAUUGAGGUGGGAGGUAAACAAUGCCCAUACCAUCGUGUGUGACCGAGGGACCACGCUCACAUCAAUAAAAUAUUAAUUCUAACUUUCCUCUCCUUAUUACCAAAUCUGCAGUGCUCCAGGUAGGUCAGUGUAAGGAACAAUCUUCUUUGUCAAAAUAACUGAGCUGGUAACUUAAUGUGGGAAUUUUUUUCUCAAGAAUACAUCUCCACAUUAGUGAGAGGUAACUUUAUAUUAAGGAUGUUUGUGAACUGUUAAGUUACUGAUUGAGUCAUUACUUUUAAUGUAAGUCAAGUUCUUUGAGGCCUUUGAGCUGUACUCUUACUGUCUGUACUAAUGUGUAUUUUAGUUACCUAAUUGAACUGAGGGUUUUUUUGUUAAUUUUGUAUUGGGUAAAAUUUUUCUUACAUUUUCUUAGAUUGGAAUUUAUGUUGUAAUUGUGUCCUACAUUAUGUUAUUAGUGUUACAGUGUGUGGGUAGACCUUCACCAAGACACUGGUUAACAUUGAUAUUUGUCACUUUUUUUAAUAUUUAAUCAUUAAAUAUCCAUUUCAAUGUAUACUAAUGAAUAAGUUCAUUGAUUAUUUUGUGAAGUAAUUGUUGGCCAUGAAAGGUAUUUAGAGUUGAGGUGUGAGGUGUCCUUGGUGGCACCAGUACUGUACACCACCUGAACCCGUGCACCUCCACUGGUCAGCUGCAUCUUCAUCAAAAAAAGAGUUAUUUUAUGGCAUGUUUGAGCUAUGCAUAUCCAUAUAGUAAUAAAGAUGAACUUCGUAAAUAAAUACAAUAAACUCUUAAAAUAAACUUGUAUUUUAUUGCUUUCAAAUUAUUUCCAAUUACAAAUAUGUUUCUGAUGUUCACUCUCAACAAAAGACAAGAGAACAUUGAAAAUUAUUAAAUAAUGACUGAACAUGAACAUACCUAGUAGAGUACACAACUGCCAACUCUAAAAAAACUAAGUUAAUUUAUUGAUUUUAGAUGCACCUUUCAGCUCAACAAUUACCAAUCCUCACUGACGGAUGAUCAUUUUCUAUAGUCCAUAAUAACCAGUUCUAUGUCUCCACACUGCAUGACCUGUUCCAUGUCCACCUCUUGUGUUAGUUCAACCUUGUGUGGUCUUUCCUCUCUUACUGUCUUCCAUAAAGCAUCCCCAGCCUGCAUGGUCUCUGAUGUACUGAUAGACUAGAUAAAUUACCUGCAGGUCAUAUAGGAUACAUUACCAAUGCACAUUUGACCUGACCUUACUUGACUACACCCCCCCCCAAGCUACCUGGGGUGGUGAUUCUUCAUGUAUUCUUAUGUAUUUACCUAUAUGUUAGGACAGGUGAAUGGUUUCAUUAAUAUUUACUUAUAAAAUGAUAUAGGAAUAGCUGGUGCUGGGAUGAGAUCAGUAUACACAUAAUAAAAUAGAUAGUUCUCCGUGACUUAGGCAUGAGUUCACUGCCUUAUCAUGUCUUCCAAAUCUUAAGUAGACAAAAUUUAAACAUUGAUAAGCGACAUUCUUGAGCAGUCGUUAGGUGAGGUGUGGUCGUUUGGUUGUUUACUCAAAUCAUCAUCUAAUAACGAGAAGAAAGCAUUGUGGAUUUUAGUGUUGAUAAUAAAUCGAAGAAAUCUAUUAACAUGUCAUAUUUGUUUUGUUCUUGAUCCCCUUUAAUGUCAUGUCCGGUUUACAGUGAGACCUGGCAUACCGGACCGUACAUUGCACUCUGGUAAGGCAACAAAUAUAUUUAGGAAGGCUUAUUUAUGUCUUUUUUAUAUCAGUUUUAUGAAUUUUGUCGCCUUAAGAAAACAUUUAUUUUCCUUUUAAACAGAUGAACAGAUGAGAUAGGAAGAGUACAAGUAAGUGAACUUUUCAUUUAAAGAUUGCACAAAAAAUAUCUUUAAAUGCCACACAUAAGAUUUGGAAAAUAAAUAACAUACCUUCAUAUAAUUUAUUAAUUUUAGUGAAAUUUUAGUAGUCAAGAGAUUUAUAUACACCACAAAAAGGUCAUUUUACAUAAAUUUUCAGCAACAAUGUGUGUUUAAAACUCGGCGAGCGUCGACCAAUCAGCGGCCAGCAGGACGGUUUAAACCUCCAGACGUACACAUUCAAAGAGGCGGCGAGGGAGACGACCCACCUAGUCUUCCGUUUUACCAUCUCUCUCCUUUAUUCAACACCUCCUCCACCAUUUACUACCCUCUGCUGUUCCGUGUGAUAGUGAAGGAGGUGUUCGUGAGGGGAGUUAAGGGUUCAAUAGCAGAGUCUGGCAGUGGAAAUGCAGACCAACAAAGAAAACAAUGCAGGUGGUGUGGUGGCCAGCAGUGCACCACAACGAGCACCGCUGAAGGAAACCACCAAAUCCAAUGUUGUUAAUGAAGCAGAUGGUCUUCACAAAGACAGUGUCAACUCUGACAGCUUAGAGGACAAAGACAAACAAAAAUGGUCACUUGAUAAUUUUGAGAUUGGGCGACCCCUUGGAAAGGGCAAGUUUGGUAAUGUUUAUUUGGCUCGUGAGAAGUCAAGUAAAUUCAUAGUGGCUCUCAAAGUUUUAUUCAAGUCCCAACUGCAAAAGUCAAAUGUUGAACAUCAAUUGAGAAGAGAGAUUGAGAUUCAAGCUCAUCUCAGACACCCGAACAUCCUGCGACUGUAUGGGUACUUCCAUGAUGCAGUGCGGGUGUACCUCAUCUUGGAGUACGCCCCUCGUGGCGAGUUGUACAAGGAGAUGCAGGCACAACCUCACAGCCGUUUUGAUGAAAAGAGGUCUGCUAAGUACAUCAUGCAGCUUGCCAAUGCACUUAAAUACUGCCACACAAAAAAGGUCAUCCAUCGUGAUAUUAAACCUGAGAACCUCCUCCUGAGUCUUCGUGGAGACCUGAAGAUAGCAGACUUUGGCUGGUCAGUCCAUGCUCCUUCCUCCAGGCGCACAACGUUAUGUGGCACUCUGGACUAUCUGCCUCCUGAAAUGGUUGAAGGAAAGGCUCAUGAUGAAAAGGUGGAUCUCUGGUCUUUAGGAGUUCUGUGUUAUGAAUUCCUCUGUGGUAAACCUCCUUUUGAAGCAGAAUCAAACUCGGACACGUACAAACGCAUAUGCAGUGUGGAUCUUCGGUUUCCUUCACAUGUUUCUGAUAAAGCCAAGGAUUUAAUGGUCAAGUUACUGAGGCACAGCCCACGUGAUCGUUUGAGUCUUGAUGGUGUUUUACAACAUCCCUGGAUUGGGCAGUGGACUGAAGACCGCAGUACAGUUCCUCCCCCCAAAAAAUAAGCAGUGAAUACACUUUAUUUAAGAGAAACAAGUACAUCAUCAGAUUUUUUUUCUUAAUCCAUUGGUGUGAUUUUUUCUAUUUUUUGCCUUGUGUUUGCGAAUGGGCAUUUUUUCAGUCAGUGCUCAUUUAUCAGAACAGGAUUCUUAGCAAGUUUCCAUACACAGUAUAGUUCGUUAUUUCCUCAGUGCUGUGUAUUUUCUGAUCUCAUUCCUAGUGAUACAUAACAUCUAUGAAGAGGAGCUCCGUUUCAUAAAUCGGUUCAUAAAGGAAAUAAUUGUAUUUAUAUUUUUCACAGUAGACAAUGAGAUUUUGUAUUCCUGGUUCAUAAGACAUUCCUUUUAACGAUCAAGUUUUAAAAUGAGCCUGGCAUACAUCCAGCAUGCGUUGCUGCCUCUUGUCAGUCCUGCAAGUUCGCUUAAUACCUGGUGCUGAAGUGGUAGAAAGGUGUCCUAAGAAGACUGGUGUAUCUAAUUACAUUCUCACACAGGACAUGUUUUUUGUGGCAAAUAGUGUAAAUAAAAUACACCAAUUUUUCUCUGAGGAUUGACUUGAAUCUUAGGUAAAGUGUGCAAUAAAAUAACUAACCAAGUAUCAAGUGCACAUUGGGGAUUUUAUAAUCCAUUAUAAUAUUUGCACAAAUAUUAUUGUAAAGUGUGCACUUUAAAAAAGUUAAGUGAUUUGUACAGAGGUAUUGCUUAACUUAUACUUGACAAAAUGGUUUUUACAGUACAGUAGAUAUAUUGUUGGUCAUUAACUAUUGGGUGCUGAACAGUUACUUGACACUGUAAGCAAGUCUUGAUACUUACUCCAUUAACAUAUGAACUCAACUCUGGGUUUGGGAUUUAAGUGAUUCAUGCCUAUUACUUUUGUAAAUUCAACCCUAGACAAAAAUAUUUAAAACUUUGGAAUAAGUUUUCUUCAUUAGUGAAAUCACCCCUAUGAUAUAAAGCACUUGUCUCAAGGUAGCUUUACCAUGCUAUAUCUACCUUUGAUUUGUAGAUAUAUAACUCGAUAAAAUUAUUUUAGCUACUGACCAGUUGGGUGCAGAUUAAAACAGACUUGUUGGUAGAGUGGUUGAUAUGAUGUAAUUUAUUAAAAUCUAACAUCCUUCUCUCUCAUGUUUAUUUUAAAAUUUUAUGAUUCUUGGUAGAUCCUGUCCUCAUUUUGUACAUUUAAAUAAGUAUUUAGAAAAUAAUUUUCACCUAAUCAAAGAAAUUGUGUAAAAUAUCAAACUAUAUAUGUGAUUAUGUUGUGUACAGCCAACAGAAAAAUUGCUGUACCCCUUUUCCUGAUGGCCUUGUAACAAUUACCGACUGAGGCCGCUUUCAUUUGACAAUGUUGUUAUUUCUGGUUGUGUGAUGCAGUGUAACCACUACAAUGUAUUCCAUAUGUCACAUAGUUAAUAGAGAAAGUAACAGGAAUACAUAUAAUACCUGUGUUGUUCAGAAUUCUUGGUCUGGUGUCAUAUUGUACACCAUAAGGGUGCAGAUUUUUUUCUAUAUCUUUUUGUUGUUGACUGUACACACAACAUGCAUAUACCAGUUUGGAUCUUUACUUUUUAGUUGACUAAAUGAUCAUCUUCAUGUAUGUGCAUAUUUACCCACACAAAGUUUUCCUCUGGUUCUUGUUUAAACCUUUAUGAAUGUUUGAUUGCAUUAUUGGUUGAUAAUAUUAGUAAUUUGGCUUUAGUAUGAAUGUACAUACACAGUACUGUACUUAGAUAUAAGCUGAGGAACUGGGAUGGGCAUUGUGUAAUGAGGUGACCUGGUAAGUAACAAGUCUCACACACAAUGAGGAUAACUUGACCAGGAGAUACUUAAAACAAGUCAGUCCAGCCUCCUUGCACAAUUCUGACAAGAUCAAUUAAUAACUGGUGGGUCAGUAUACUUGUGUGUGUAUUACUGGUAUCUAUAAAUGCAGGUAUGAGAAUAAUAAUGGAAGAUAUGUGAACUGUGUGAAAUUUCUGGACUGGACAUAGAACUACAAUAAACAAAACAAAACAAAAUUAGUUUUUUGGUUCCCAUUUAUCAUGAGUGGAUCAAAUUCAUAAAACCACCCACACCUUUCAUUUGUUUAGUAAGUCAACCAUAUUGCCAGAAACUAUCGCCCCCCAUUAAUGGUUAAGUCUUUAUAUAUAUAUAUACUAGCAUGAUGUGCUUCAUGAUUUUUUGGUUUCCUUAACUACAGGGUAUAUAUAUUUUCUCUACUUUAUAUGUUCGAUAUAUUAAAUUUCUGUAUAUUGUACUUGCACAUUUGUAACUAUAAUCAGACCAGGAUUAAAUGAGUUAUUCAGUUGUUCUCAUGAUGAUGUGCCUUCAAACAUAAUAGUUGCUCUUAGUUUGUAGCCAUACAAUACAUAUAAGUAUUAUGUGACAGCAUAUAUUCAGUUAAAUGUUUAUUUCCUUAUUGCUAAAUUAAGUACAGUACAGGUAUUUUUCGGUAGCCUUGAUGUGCCUGGUAACGUUGGGUUGGUUCCUGGGCUUUGGUAAAUGUCUGGUGUCUGCUUCAGCAUCCUAGUAUAAGCUCGUUCACGUUAUUUCACAUCUAUAAAUAGUUUUCUAUAUACAGGUAGUUCUGCUAUAACGCGAUAAUUGUGUUCUUGUAAAAUAUCGUGUUAUAGAAAAUCGCGUAAUAGAAAUAACAGGGCUUAUGGAGAAAAUAG